Varanus komodoensis (Komodo dragon) is the source of this 5969-nucleotide messenger RNA. Its product is annotated as myosin-3. Gene Ontology annotation, molecular function: actin filament binding; cytoskeletal motor activity; ATP binding. Bases 1 to 5835 code for a protein of 1944 amino acids. The record is from RefSeq and is a predicted model, not a curated record. NCBI's taxonomy places the organism in Eukaryota, Metazoa, Chordata, Lepidosauria, Squamata, Varanidae. The transcript has 39 exons. Gene Ontology annotation, cellular component: myosin complex.
AUGAGCAGGGAUGCAGAAAUGGAGCUUUUUGGGGUGGCUGCCCCUUUCCUCCGCAAAUCUGAGAAGGAGCGGAUAGAGGCUCAGAACCAACCCUUUGAUGCCAAGACCUAUUGCUAUGUGGCUGAGCCCAAGGAGGAAUAUGCCAAGGGGAAAAUAAAGAGCACUGAAGGUGGCAAGACAACUGUGGAUACAGAUGAUGGCAGGACCCUGACUGUCAAGUCAGAGGAUGUGUAUGCUAUGAAUCCACCGAAGUUUGACCGAAUUGAGGACAUGGCGAUGCUAACGCACUUGCAUGAACCUGCAGUUCUGUAUAACCUCAAAGAUCGCUACAGCUCCUGGAUGAUUUAUACCUACUCCGGUCUCUUCUGUGUCACCAUCAAUCCAUACAAAUGGCUGCCUGUGUACAAUCCAGAAGUGGUGGCUGGUUACCGGGGCAAAAAACGUUCAGAAGCACCACCUCACAUCUUCUCCAUUUCUGACAAUGCCUAUCAGUUCAUGCUAACUGAUCGUGAAAAUCAGUCUAUCCUGAUCACUGGAGAAUCCGGGGCUGGAAAGACUGUCAACACGAAGCGUGUCAUCCAGUACUUUGCAACAAUUGCAGCUACUGGAGAACUAAGCAAGAAAAAGGAAACGCAAUCCAAGAUGAAGGGGACACUUGAAGAUCAAAUCAUCAGUGCCAACCCUCUUCUAGAGGCUUUUGGGAAUGCCAAGACUGUGAGGAAUGACAACUCUUCCCGCUUUGGCAAAUUCAUUCGGAUUCACUUCGGUGCCACUGGAAAGCUGGCCUCUGCAGAUAUCGAGACCUAUCUGCUGGAAAAGUCCAGAGUAACCUUUCAGCUGAAGGCUGAAAGGAGUUACCACAUUUUCUAUCAGAUUCUCUCCAAUAAGAAGCCAGAACUGAUUGAAAUGCUUCUCAUCACCACUAACCCUUAUGACUAUCCAUUCAUAAGUCAAGGAGAGAUCGCAGUCCAAAGCAUUGACGACCAAGAGGAGCUCAUAGCAACAGAUACAGCUAUAGAUAUCCUGGGUUUCACUGCGGAAGAGAAAGCUGCAAUCUAUAAAUUGACAGGGGCAGUGAUGCACUAUGGAAACAUGAAGUUUAAACAGAAACCCCGAGAGGAGCAGGCAGAACCAGAUGGAACUGAAGAGGCUGACAAGGCAGCUUAUCUGAUGGGCCUGAAUUCUUCAGAUCUCUUGAAAGCCUUGUGCUUCCCCCGAGUGAAAGUGGGGAAUGAAUACGUGACCAAAGGUCAAACUGUGGACCAGGUACACCAUGCUGUCAAUGCCCUUUCCAAAUCUGUCUAUGAAAAGCUGUUCUUCUGGAUGGUCGCUCGGAUCAAUCAACAGCUGGAUACGAAGUUGCCCCGACAGCACUUCAUUGGGGUGUUAGAUAUUGCAGGUUUUGAAAUCUUUGAGUUCAACAGCUUGGAGCAGCUCUGCAUCAACUUCACCAAUGAGAAACUGCAACAGUUUUUCAACCACCACAUGUUUGUGCUGGAGCAGGAGGAGUACAAGAAGGAGGGAAUUGAAUGGACUUUCAUAGACUUUGGCAUGGAUUUGGCUGCCUGCAUUGAACUCAUUGAGAAGCCAAUGGGCAUUUUCUCUAUCUUGGAAGAAGAGUGCAUGUUUCCUAAGGCAACAGACACAUCUUUCAAGAAUAAGCUUUAUGACCAGCACCUUGGCAAAUCUGCCAACUUCCAGAAACCCAAGCCUGUCAAAGGCAAGGCUGAGGCCCACUUCUCCCUAAUACACUACGCAGGGAUUGUGGACUACAAUAUCACUGGCUGGCUGGAGAAAAACAAAGACCCCUUAAAUGAAACUGUUGUGGCACUCUAUCAGAAAUCAUCAAUUAAGAUUUUGGCUAACCUUUAUGCCACCUUUGCUGCCCUGGAUGAUGCGGAAGGUGGGGGUGCUAAGAAGAAAGGAGCAAAGAAGAAGGGGUCCUCUUUCCAAACUGUGUCUGCGCUGUUCAGAGAAAACUUGAACAAACUGAUGUCCAACUUGCGGACAACUCACCCACAUUUUGUGCGCUGCAUCAUCCCCAAUGAAACCAAAACUCCAGGUGCAAUGGAACACAAGCUUGUCCUACAUCAGCUGAGAUGUAAUGGAGUGCUUGAAGGAAUUCGAAUCUGCAGGAAGGGAUUUCCAAACAGAAUCUUAUAUGGAGAUUUUAAACAAAGAUACCGUGUCCUGAAUGCUAGCGCCAUCCCAGAAGGCCAGUUUAUGGACAGCAGGAAAGCCUGUGAGAAAUUGCUGGGAUCCAUUGAUAUUGAUCACACCCAGUACAAAUUUGGGCACACCAAAGUGUUCUUCAAGGCCGGUUUGCUGGGUCUUUUGGAAGAGAUGAGAGAUGAUCGUCUGGCACUGCUAAUUACUCGCACACAGGCUAUGUGCAGGGGCUUCCUUAUGAGAGUGGAAUACCAAAAAAUGGUGGCAAGAAGGGAAGCUAUCUUCACCAUUCAGUACAAUAUCCGCUCAUUCAUGAAUGUCAAACAUUGGCCUUGGAUGAAGCUGUUCUUUAAGAUUAAACCCCUAUUAAGGAGUGCAGAAGCAGAAAAAGAAAUGGCCACAAUGAAAGAAGAAUUUCAAAGAACCAAAGAAGAACUUGCCAAAUCUGAAGCCAAAAGAAAGGAACUGGAGGAAAAAAUGGUUUCUUUGUUGCAAGAGAAAAAUGACCUGCAGCUUCAAGUACAGUCUGAAAGUGAAAGCUUGGCAGAUGCUGAGGAAAGAUGUGACCAGCUGAUCAAAACCAAAAUUCAGCUGGAGGCUAAAAUCAAGGAACUGACAGAACGAGCAGAGGAUGAAGAAGAGCUGAAUGCCGAGCUGACGGCCAAGAAGAGGAAACUAGAAGAUGAGUGUUCUGAGCUGAAGAAAGAUAUCGAUGACCUUGAGCUAACACUAGCCAAGGUGGAAAAAGAAAAGCAUGCCACUGAAAACAAGGUGAAGAAUCUAACAGAAGAGAUGGCAGUUUUGGAUGAAACCAUUGUGAAAUUAACUAAGGAGAAGAAAGCCCUCCAAGAGGCCCAUCAACAAACCCUUGAUGACUUACAAGCUGAGGAAGACAAAGUCAACAGCCUCACUAAAGCCAAAACCAAGCUGGAACAGCAAGUUGAUGAUUUGGAAGGCUCCUUGGAACAGGAGAAGAAAAUCCGCAUGGAUCUUGAAAGAGCCAAGAGGAAGUUAGAAGGGGACUUGAAACUUGCCCAGGAAUCUCUCAUGGAUCUAGAAAAUGAUAAACAGCAGCUAGAAGAAAAGUUGAAGAAGAAAGACUUUGAGUAUAGCCAACUGCAAAACAAACUCGAAGAUGAGCAAAAUUUGGGUAUCCAGCUGCAGAAGAAAAUAAAAGAACUACAGGCGCGCAUUGAGGAGCUUGAAGAGGAGAUCGAGGCUGAGAGGGCCACUCGGGCCAAGGCGGAGAAGCAGCGGGCGGACUUGGCCCGGGAGCUGGAGGAGAUCAGCGAGAGGCUUGAAGAGGCGGGAGGCGCCACCUCUGCCCAGAUCGAAAUUAAUAAGAAGCGGGAAGCGGAAUUCCAGAAAAUGAGGCGCGAUUUGGAGGAAGCCGCCCUGCAGCACGAGGCCACGGUGGCUGCUCUGCGCAAGAAGCACGCGGACAGCACGGCCGAGCUUGGCGAGCAAAUCGACAACCUGCAGCGCGUCAAGCAGAAGCUGGAGAAGGAGAAGAGCGAGUUCAAAAUGGAGAUUGAUGACCUGGCCAGUAACCUGGAGUCUGUCUCUAAAGCGAAGGCUAAUCUAGAGAAAAUGUGCCGUACUUUAGAAGAUCAACUCAGUGAACUCAAGGCCAAGUCUGAGGAAAACCAGAGAGCAGUGAAUGAUUUAACCACGCAGAAAGCCCGUCUACAGGCAGAGUCAGGUGAACUGUCACGUCAACUUGAGGAGAAAGAGAGUAUAAUAUCUCAGCUUUCCAGAAGUAAGCAAGCAUUCACCCAGCAAAUAGAAGAACUGAAGAGACAGCUAGAGGAAGAGACCAAGGCAAAGAAUGCCCUGGCCCACGCCUUGCAGUCUGCUCGCCACGACUGCGACCUACUCCGGGAGCAAUAUGAAGAGGAGCAAGAGGCCAAGAGUGAGCUCCAGCGCGCCCUGUCCAAGGCCAACAGCGAAGUGGCUCAGUGGAGGACCAAAUAUGAGACUGAUGCCAUCCAGCGCACAGAAGAACUAGAAGAGGCCAAGAAAAAACUUGCUCAACGGCUUCAAGAGGCUGAAGAGCAAGUUGAAGCGGUGAAUUCCAAGUGUGCUUCCCUGGAGAAGACAAAACAGAGGUUGCAGUGUGAAGUGGAGGACCUCAUGGUAGACGUGGAGAGAGCAAACGCACAGGCAGCUGCCCUGGACAAGAAGCAAAGGAACUUUGACAAGAUUUUGGCAGAAUGGAAGGCCAAAUAUGAGGAGAGCCAGUCAGAACUGGAAGGUGCUUUGAAGGAAUCGCGGUCCUUGGGCACUGAGCUCUUCAAAAUGAAGAAUGCCUAUGAGGAAACAUUGGAUCAGCUGGAAACAAUCAAGCGGGAAAACAAGAAUUUGCAGCAGGAAAUAGCUGACCUUACAGAACAAAUUGCUCAAAAUGGCAAAUUUAUCCAUGAACUUGAAAAGGCCAAGAAGCAAAUAGAAGUGGAGAAAUCAGAAAUGCAGAUGGCUCUAGAGGAAGCAGAGGCAGCUCUUGAACACGAGGAGGCGAAAAUCCUUCGCGUUCAACUUGAGUUGACUCAGGUGAAAUCUGAGAUUGACAGAAAGAUAGCUGAGAAAGAUGAAGAAAUCGAUCAGCUGAAGAGGAACCACCAAAGAACUGUGGAAACAAUGCAAAGUGCUUUGGACGCAGAAAUACGUAGCAGGAAUGAAGCUAUACGGAUUAAAAAGAAGAUGGAGGGAGAUCUCAAUGAAAUGGAAAUCCAACUGAGCCAUGCCAACCGUGUUGCAGCUGAGACACAGAAACACCUCAGGAAUGUCCAAGGACAGCUCAAAGACACACAGCUACAUUUGGAUGAUGCUCUUCGAGGACAAGAAGAUCUAAAGGAGCAAUUGGCCAUGAUUGAGCGGAGAGCCAACCUGAUGCAGGCUGAGAUUGAGGAGCUCCGGGCAGCUCUGGAGCAGACAGAGCGGGGCAGGAAAAUCGCUGAACAAGAGCUCCUGGAUGCCACGGAGCGAGUGCAGCUUCUGCACACACAGAACACCAGCCUUAUUAAUACGAAGAAGAAGCUGGAAGUUGAUAUUUCUCAACUUCAAAGUGAAGUAGAAGAUGCCAUCAAAGAGGCCAGAAAUGCAGAGGAGAAAGCAAAGAAGGCCAUCACAGAUGCGGCCAUGAUGGCAGAGGAGCUGAAGAAGGAGCAAGACACCAGUGCCCACCUGGAGAGGAUGAAGAAGAACCUGGACCAGACUGUCAAGGAUCUGCAGCUCCGUCUGGAUGAGGCAGAGCAGCUGGCCCUGAAAGGGGGAAAGAAGCAGAUCCAGAAAAUGGAGGCCAGGAUUCGAGAGCUGGAGUCAGAGCUUGAGGGAGAGCAGAAGCGAGCUACAGAAGCCAUCAAGGGUAUUCGCAAGUACGAACGGCGCGUCAAAGAGCUGACUUUCCAGGGUGAAGAGGACAGGAAGAAUGUAAUUAGGCUACAGGAUUUGGUGGAUAAGCUUCAGCUCAAGGUCAAGUCUUACAAGAGACAAGCGGAGGAGGCUGAUGAACAGGCCAACAUGCACCUCUCCAAAUUCAGGAAAACACAGCACGAGCUGGAAGAGGCUGAGGAAAGGGCUGAUAUUGCUGAGUCUCAGGUCAAUAAGCUCCGAGCAAAGACCAGAGAAGUUACUAUCAAAAAGGUGGUGCUAGAAAGUGAAGAGUGAAUGCACUACAGGACCGAAGCUGGGAAUGUAUGCAAAAUGCAUAUGUCUCUCUAGGAUGGUUUGAAAACUGUAGUACUCCUGUAAUCUUUCCUCAGUCACCCCCUAUAGAAAAUAAAUUGUGCUUUGCAUAAAGA